UUUUGUUUUUCCCGCCAUUGGUUUUAAAGUUGUCAUAUUUUCUGUAUAUUUUUGUAUGCUCAGCUAAUUGUAAAUUAUUUUUAUUUCAAUUGACCGGCUAUAUUUGUACAAAUUAUAUUAACUUUUUAACAAACCCUGAACAUAAUGGCUGAUUCUCCAAGUGAACCUAGGGCAAAACGGCAACGCGUGGACAAAGCAGGUCGAUUCGCUGCUUUGGAGCGUUUGAAACAAUUGAAAGGCAAUAAGCACAAAUACGAAGUGGAAGAGGAAGUGGAUGAUGUAUAUGAAGUGGUCGAUGAACGUGAGUAUGCGAAGCGUGCAAGGGAAAAAUACGGCGAUGAUUGGAUUGAGGAAGAUGGCACGGGAUAUGCUGAAGAUGGGCGUGAUUUUUUCGAAGAUGAGGAUGACUAUUCGGGAGAUGAAGUUGAAGAAAAAAAAGACAAAAGCAAGAAGAACAGCAGGAAACGUCCUCGCGACACUAACAAGCCAGUGAAGGGGAAGGGUUCGAUACGUAAUCUCUUCAGUAAUGCUGUGCCCAAGAAAACGCCAAUGACAUCUUUGGCUGAAGAUAAUAUAUUGGCAGAUAUUUUAGGCGAAUUACACGAUAAGCCCAAAAGUUCUACAUCAAAGAAUGCUCAAGAGACUGCAGAGACAGAGGUAAAGCCAGUAAAACAUAUAGCACCAGCUAGAAUUUUAGGCAAAUCAUCAAGGAAAUCUGACGCAACAGUCGCUAAUGAUUACAUGAAUAGUUUUAUAAACAAUAUAAAAAUGUCGGAAACGGCAAAAAGCACUGAGAAAACAAGCGACGAUGAAUUAUUGGACAGUAUUCUCAAACCAAAACCCACAAUAGCCAAUAAAAAGAUAGUGGAGAAAUCGAAAGAACGUACGGAAAAGACCGAUGCAGUAAAACAGCAGAAAGAAAUGGAGUACGUUAAAGAAAUUGAUACGGUUUCAGCUGAAAAGGCGGUAAAAAAUAUAUCUGAAAAGCCAGCUGAAACGACAAGCAGUGCAGUCGAAACACCAGCAGUUGAAAAUGAAUUUCCCGAUGAUGAUAUCGACUUCAGUUGUUUGCAAGACAACAAUAAUCAGCUUGGGAAAGUUAAAGAUGACGUAACCAAUGCUAAACAAAUUUCGCCAAAAAAAAAUUUACAAUCGAAGGCAGCGCCUGUGAAAGAUGCUGAUGACUUACAAAAUUUAUUGAGUAACUGGGAGCAGAUAUGUCAAAUGGACAAUUUUGAGGAGGAAACUUCCAAUUGUGACAGUGGUUCGCCAACGAGUACGACGGGUAAAGAAGACACAAUUAAAUUUUGGUAUUGGGAAGCUUGGGAAGAUGGCAUUAAAUGUCCCGGCGAAGUAUUUCUGUUUGGUCGCACACCAGAAAACAAAUCAAUUUGUGUGCGAGUUGGAAAGAUAGAUCGCGUACUGUAUCUUUUACCAAGAAAAUACUUACUUGAUCCAAUUACUAAGGAACCUACAGACAAACUUGUUCAAUUAAGCGACAUGUAUAAGGAAUUCGAUGAUGAAAUUUCCGUAGAACUAAAGUUGGAUGGAUUUAGAUCUCGAAAAGUUACAAAAAAUUUUGGCAAUCAUUCUAUUGGCAUUGAUGUGCCACAAGUUUGUGAUUAUAUGGAGAUACAUUACGAUGGCAAAAAACCUCCACCAAAUUUAAAGAAAAAGUAUAAUUCAAUUGCACAUAUCUUUGGUGCCAACACCACGGCCCUAGAACGUUUUCUGUUGGACCGAAAAAUUAAAGGCCCCUGCUGGCUAACACUGAAACAGUUCAUAAAAAAUCCUGUGCAAAUAAGUUGGUGCAAUUCCGAUGUCACCGUUAACGAUCCAAAGACCAUCAUACACACUGAAGAACCUAAACCCGCACCACCACCACCACUUACACUACUCACAUUAAACGUACGUACGGCGCUUAAUCCCAAGACGCUUAAAAAUGAAAUCUGUAUGAUUUCUAUGCUAGUACACAAUCGCUUUCAUAUCGAUCGACGCGCGCCACAGCCUGCUUUCAAUAGGAGCAUGUGUGGUAUUACACGCCCUGUAAUGGCUGUUUGGCCAUUCGAUCUUAACGCUAAGUUAGCAAAAUUCAAAGCUAUUAACGUGGUGAAGCAUGACAAUGAACGAGCCCUUCUAAUGUGGUUCCUAGCGAUGUAUCAACAAGUUGAUGCCGAUUUAAUUGUCACAUUCGAUGCCAUCGAUUGUCAGUUAGAUGUGAUUACCGAUCGCAUAGCGACGCUCAAAGUGCCGCAAUGGUCCCGUUUAGGCCGUGUACGCUUGUCUGCACACGGCAGCGGGCGCAGGUGGCUCGAAUUCUUCGCGGGUCGUAUGGUGUGCGAUGUGAAAAGAACCGCAUCUGAAGAGAAAAUUAAAGCGCGCUCUUAUGAUCUGCAGACAUUGUGCCAAGCCGUGUUGGAAAUUAAGGAGAACGAACGUAUGGAUGUCAACGAUGAAGACUUGCUACAAUUAUUUGAGACGGGCGAUGGUGUAUUGAAAUUAAUAACACUAACUAUGCAAGACGCUUCUUAUGUACUUCGCAUGAUGUAUAAACUGGACCUUUUGCCAUUGGCUUUGCAAAUAACCAAUAUUUGUGGCAACACCAUGACACGCACAUUACAGGCCGGACGCUCAGAACGUAUUGAGUUUUUACUGCUACACGCAUUCACAGAGAAGAACUAUAUAGUACCCGAUAAGAAGAAGCGUGAAUGGAGCGAAAACAACACCACUAUAAUUGAUGGUGAAGGAAAUGAUACCACAGCGCCGACAGCAAGCAGUGGACGAAAGAAGGCAGCCUACUCGGGCGGUAUGGUGUUGGAUCCUAUAGCAGGCCUAUAUGAUAAAUACAUACUUCUGAUGGACUUCAAUUCGCUUUAUCCCAGCAUUAUUCAAGAGUAUAAUAUAUGCUUUACCACUGUACAACAACCGUACAACAGUGAUGAUUUGCCGCAAUUACCCGAUUCAAAUGUCGAACUUGGCAUUCUGCCACAGCAAUUGCGACGUUUGGUGCAGUCACGUCGUGAAGUGAAAAAACUAAUGGCAAAACCAGAUGUUGCACCCGAGUUGCUUAAACAAUACGACAUACGUCAGUGGGCCUUGAAAAUCACUGCCAAUGCAAUGUACGGCUGCCUAGGUGCAGGGCACUCGCGCUUUGCCGCACAGCAUCUGGCUGCGCUGGUAACGCACAAGGGCCGUGAGAUACUUAUGAACACAAAGAGUUUGGUGCAGAAGAUGAACUACGAAGUGGUUUAUGGCGAUACCGAUUCAAUAAUGGUGAAUACGAACAUAUUGGACUAUGACCAAGUGUUCACAAUUGGCAAUGGCAUCAAGCAGAGUGUGAAUAAAAUGUAUAGGCAAGUUGAAUUGGGUAUCGAUGGCGUAUUCAGUUGUUUGUUGCUGCUAAAAAAGAAGAAAUAUGCGGCUAUGAAGGUGGAGAAAGACACAAAAAGUGGUGUAUUGAAAAAAGUGCAAGAACAGAAAGGUCUUGACAUCGUACGCCGCGAUUGGUCACAACUAGCUAUAAUGGUUGGUCGUAUUGUGCUCGAUGAAAUUCUUGCUGAGAAACAACUCGAUGAGAAAUUGGAUGCAGUGCAUUCACACCUCGAAAAGAUACGCGGCCAAGUGGAAUCGGAUGCUGUGCCAUUACCCAUGUAUAUCAUAACAAAGCAGCUCUCCAAAGCACCUACGGAAUUCAACAAUGCCAUCUCACAACCGCAUGUGCAAGUAGCAUUACGCAUGAACACCACACGCAAUCGGCGCUAUAAAAAAGGUGACAUGGUGGACUAUGUGAUAUGCGAAGAUGGCACAAACAAUCCGGCUACACAGCGCGGUUAUCACUUGGAUGAGGUGAAGUCAAGCGAAACGUUGAAGUUGGACAAGCAAUAUUAUCUGGCGCAUCAGAUACAUCCGGUAGUCACACGUAUGGUGGAUGUUUUGGAGGGCACCGAUGCCAGUCGUGUGGCCGAAUCGCUGGGCUUAGACCCCAGCAAAUUCAGAGCGGCGGCACAGAGAGCACAUCAAGAGCGCAUUGAGGAUACCACUGGCGAAUCGCUAGUGAAGACUACUUUACAAAAAUAUCGUGAAUGCGAUAAAUUCAAAUUCAUUUGCAUUGCCUGUAAGUCCGAAAAUAUUGUGGCCACCGCCUUCCGGCCGAACGCCACCAAUUCGCAUGACGCAGUACUGCAGAAAUGUGUGAACACUGAGUGUAGUAGUGCACCAUAUCAAUAUAUAGUGGCUAUACGCAAUCGCCUUUUGCUCAGCAUACGAUCGUACCUCAAACGUUUCUAUCAGAAUUGGCUGGUUUGCGACGAUCCGUCAUGCAAUCAAAAUACACGCUUUUAUACGCAUGUAACAGCGGGCAAUCGGCCCAUAUGCCCGUUUUGUAAGACCGGUUCGUUGGUGCGUCAGUAUUCGGAGCGGAAUUUAUACCAGCAACUGAGCUAUUUCCAAUACAUGUUCGAUUUGAGCAAGUAUCAACACAAACAUGUGCCGCUCACGCCAGAAACGGAGGCUGCUUAUCAGAUGCUCUUCGAUACUGUAAAUCAGCAACUAGAAAAAUCUGCAUUCUGCACAAUAUCAUUGGGAAAAUUGUUCAGCUAUUUCAAACCACUUGAGCAGAGUGAUGAAAUUUCGCAUAAGAAAAUUGAGCUUCCGCAACCGGAAAUGCAAGUGGCCACAAGCCUGGGUGAUAAUUAAAAGCUCAAAAAAUUCAACAGUUGGAGUGUAACUAUAGUCAGACAUUUUUAGUUUAGCUUUAUAAGUGUAAUUAUGAUAUAAAUAUUUUUUAGAAAGCAACUAUUGUACACCCAAAUGUUUGCUUUGAAAAGUAAAGAACGAAAUCGAUUUCUUAAA
Molecule: messenger RNA, 4851 nt
Organism: Zeugodacus cucurbitae (melon fly)
Lineage: Eukaryota; Metazoa; Arthropoda; Insecta; Diptera; Tephritidae
Gene: DNApol-alpha180
Product: DNA polymerase alpha catalytic subunit
Exons: 9
Coding region: 145-4695 (1516 amino acids)
Biological process (GO): lagging strand elongation; leading strand elongation; DNA replication
Cellular component (GO): alpha DNA polymerase:primase complex
Molecular function (GO): chromatin binding; DNA replication origin binding; pyrimidine nucleotide binding
Source: RefSeq, a predicted model, not a curated record